Messenger RNA from Columba livia (rock pigeon), 1188 nucleotides. Its product is annotated as sulfotransferase 1B1. Lineage: Eukaryota; Metazoa; Chordata; Aves; Columbiformes; Columbidae. The record is from RefSeq and is a predicted model, not a curated record. Bases 67 to 1065 code for a protein of 332 amino acids. Gene Ontology annotation, biological process: sulfation. The transcript has 9 exons. Gene Ontology annotation, cellular component: cytoplasm. Gene Ontology annotation, molecular function: aryl sulfotransferase activity.
CACACUGCUGUGAGGAGCUGGGGACAUCCAUUGCUGGGACCGGGGUUGACUUGGCUCCCUUCCCUAAUGACGUCUCCUGAACUCGGGCGUCCCCAGGCACCUCCCCACGCCUCCAUCUUCCGCACAAGCAAAGCUUUACCUCCUUCCUGCCAGAGCGCCCGAGGAAGAAGCAGGAUGGCGGAUUUGAGCCCCUACCUGCGGCAGCCCUGGCGCACAGUGCAUGGCAUUCCCAUGGUCUGUGCCUUUGCUCUGGGCUGGGAGCGGAUUGACACCUUCCAGAGCCGUCCCGAGGACAUCGUGGUGGUCACCUUCCCCAAAUCUGGCACCACCUGGCUUUGCGAGAUCGUGGACAUGAUCCUGCAAGGAGGUGACCCUGAAAAAUGCAAGCGGGACCUCAUCUUGAAUCGGGUGCCCAUGCUGGAGUUCGCCGCCCCUGGGGAAAUGCCAGCAGGCACAGAGCUGCUGGACGCCAUGGCAUCCCCUCGCAUCAUCAAGACUCACAUCCCAGCUCACAUCUUGCCCAAAUCCUUCUGGGAAAAUCGCUGCAAGAUGAUCUAUGUGGGGCGUAAUGCCAAGGAUGUGGCCGUCUCCUUCUACCACUUUGACCUGAUGAACAAGUUGCACCCCCACCCUGGGACGUGGGACCAGUACCUGGAGGAGUUCAUGGCCGGCAGAGUGGCAUUUGGUUCCUGGUACGACCAUGUCAAGGGUUACUGGGAGCGGAGGAAGGAUCACCCCAUACUCUACCUUUUCUAUGAGGACUUGAAGGAGGACCCCCGCCAGGAGAUCGCCAAGGUAGCCCAGUUCCUGGGGAAGGAGCUGCCGGAGGUAGCACUUGACACCAUCACCCGACACACCUCCUUCAAAGCCAUGCAGGACAACCCCACCACCAACUACACCAUGGUGCCCAUACACCUCAUGGAUGUGGGCAUCUCCCCCUUCAUGCGCAAAGGCACCACGGGGGACUGGAAGAACCACUUCACUGUGGCCCAGAGCGAGCGCUUUGACCAGGACUAUGUGCAGAAGAUGGCGGGGACCGACCUGUGCUUCCGAACCCAGAUCUGAGACAGCGUCACCUGGCACCCUCAGAUCCGAACUGUGCCAAUGGCACCACCGCCAUGCUGGGGGCUCCUUUCCAUCCCCUGGGACUGCUGCAUAGAAAUAAACCGUCCUCCCUGUCCCCUCUGA